Messenger RNA from Miniopterus natalensis, 1619 nucleotides. It is a transcript of the gene ARRB2, whose product is annotated as arrestin beta 2. Lineage: Eukaryota; Metazoa; Chordata; Mammalia; Chiroptera; Miniopteridae. The record is from RefSeq and is a predicted model, not a curated record. Gene Ontology annotation, cellular component: cytoplasm. Gene Ontology annotation, molecular function: angiotensin receptor binding. Gene Ontology annotation, biological process: signal transduction; positive regulation of ERK1 and ERK2 cascade; G protein-coupled receptor internalization.
CGGACUGGGCGGCUGCGAGCGAGCCGUGAACCCGGCGGGCGGCGGGCGCUCGCGCACCAUGGGGGAGAAACCCGGGACUAGGGUCUUCAAGAAGUCGAGCCCUAACUGCAAGCUCACUGUGUACUUGGGCAAGCGUGACUUUGUAGAUCACCUGGACAAAGUGGAUCCUGUAGAUGGUGUGGUGCUUGUGGACCCUGACUACUUGAAGGACCGCAAAGUGUUUGUGACCCUCACCUGCGCCUUCCGCUAUGGCCGUGAAGACCUGGAUGUGCUGGGCUUGUCCUUCCGCAAAGACCUGUUCAUCGCCACCUACCAGGCCUUCCCUCCAAUGCCCAACCCACCCCGGCCCCUCACUCGCCUGCAGGACCGGCUGCUGAGGAAGCUGGGCCAACAUGCCCACCCCUUUUUUUUCACAAUACCCCAGAAUCUGCCCUGCUCUGUCACUCUGCAGCCAGGCCCAGAGGACACAGGAAAGGCCUGUGGCGUAGACUUUGAAAUUCGAGCCUUCUGUGCCAAAUCACUGGAAGAGAAAAGCCACAAAAGGAACUCUGUGCGGCUGGUGAUCCGAAAGGUGCAGUUUGCCCCAGAGAAACCCGGCCCCCAGCCUUCAGCUGAAACCACACGCCACUUCCUCAUGUCUGACCGGUCCCUGCACCUUGAAGCUUCCCUGGACAAGGAGCUGUACUACCACGGGGAGCCCCUCAAUGUCAAUGUCCACGUCACCAACAACUCCACCAAGACUAUCAAGAAGAUCAAAGUCUCUGUGAGACAGUAUGCCGACAUCUGCCUCUUCAGCACUGCCCAGUACAAGUGUCCCGUGGCUCAGAUCGAACAAGAUGACCAGAUAUCUCCCAGUUCCACGUUCUGCAAGGUGUACACCGUAACCCCACUGCUCAGCAACAACCGGGAGAAGCGUGGUCUUGCCCUGGAUGGGAAGCUCAAGCAUGAGGACACCAAUCUGGCUUCCAGCACCAUAGUGAAAGAGGGUGCCAACAAGGAGGUGCUGGGGAUCCUGGUGUCAUACAGGGUCAAGGUGAAGCUGGUGGUGUCUCGCGGUGGGGAUGUGUCAGUGGAGCUGCCUUUUGUUCUUAUGCACCCCAAGCCCCAUGACCACAUUAGCCUCCCCAGACCCCAGUCAGCUGCUCCUGAAACAGAUGCCCCUGUGGACACCAACCUCAUUGAAUUUGACACCAACUAUGCCACAGAUGACGACAUCGUAUUUGAGGACUUUGCCCGGCUUCGGCUGAAGGGGAUGAAGGACGAGGACUAUGACGACCAGUUCUGCUAGGAAGCGGGCUGGAGAAGGGAGUGGAUGAUGCUGGGAGAUACGCACUGGACCCAUCUCUUGUUGAAAACGGGCAUUAAUUUUUUGACUUCAGCUGUGCUUCCCCAACCCCCCAAUGGGUGGCAAGCUGUGUUCAUACCUAAAUUUUUCAGAGGGGGACGCUGAAAAGAGGAGCGAUAGUAGGAAAAGAGGGGAGAGAGAACUGCACAUUCAACCUCACCCCAACAUUUCCUCUUGUCACUAUCUGCCUCCCAUUCCUUCAAGCCGAGGCCCUUUGCAGGGGCAAAGCCACUUCUUUGUUUCUGAGCAUAAAGAAUAAACUUUUUAAUAGGCA